Messenger RNA from Solanum pennellii, 542 nucleotides. RefSeq names its product homeobox-leucine zipper protein HOX32-like. NCBI's taxonomy places the organism in Eukaryota, Viridiplantae, Streptophyta, Magnoliopsida, Solanales, Solanaceae. The transcript is spliced from 6 exons. The record is from RefSeq and is a predicted model, not a curated record. Bases 1 to 384 code for a protein of 127 amino acids.
AUGCAGCUUUGCAGUGGAGCUGAAGAGAAUCCCACAGGUGUCUGCGCUAAGCUUGUUUUUGCACAUAUUGAUGAAUCUUUUGAUGAUGAUCCAUUGCUUCCAUUAGGUUUCUCUUUCAUUCCACUAGAGCCUAAAUCAGUGAAAAUAAGAAGAGUACCUGCUUCAACCAGCAGCUACUGUUCUUGCUGCUCCAGUCCAUGUUCCUGUAGGGAAGCAACCUACUUGGCCCAUUCCUUAGAACCGUACAGGCAUUAUCGCAGGCUGCUUGGAACAUAUUGCAGCUAUCAUAAGCAGUUGUUCUUUCAGAAAAUAUAUGAGAACUACUCCUCGAGCAUAAGGGCUGAACUCAAAGGAAAGUGUCAGCAAUUCAUUCGAUUGAGAUAGAUGAUGAAGAUUUUUUGAACUAUUAUAGAAGUUAAAAUAUAUUAUGUUCGGUUUUAUGAAAUUUAUUGGUAGUACAUAAAUUAUUGCUUUAUACGUAUGUGUUGUAUAAGACAAAUUGUUUUUUAUUUAAUGUUUAUUGCAAAAUAUGUACAUUUGAA